Aspergillus caelatus is the source of this 572-nucleotide messenger RNA. RefSeq names its product DUF2462 domain-containing protein. Bases 83 to 340 code for a protein of 85 amino acids. The record is from RefSeq and is a predicted model, not a curated record. Lineage: Eukaryota; Fungi; Ascomycota; Eurotiomycetes; Eurotiales; Aspergillaceae. The transcript has 3 exons.
AACCACUCCCCCAAGUGCUGCAGGCAGUACAUUUUUUACAAUACGGACCAUAAUCCUCAUCAAAAAUAAAAAAGAAAAGACAAUGGUGCAAGGCUCCCUGAAAAAGAAGGCCGGAACGGGCCCGAAACGACCCCGUGCUCUAGGCCCAAAGCCAGGUCCGAGACAGAUUGCUCCUAAGAAGCAAUCGUUGAUUAAGCAGCAGAAGAUGACUAAGAAACUUACGGCUGGGUUGGUCUCGAAGACGGAGCGGAAUCUUGCGCAGAAGGCGGGACAUUUGGAGUUGCUUGCUGGGGGGAAGAAGGAUAAGAAGAAAGAGAAUGGGAAUAAGGGUGGGAAAUAAUUGUUUGGAACAUGGGGUGGUGGAUGGAUUCUUUCACAAUUUUCUGGGCUUUCUGGGCAUGUUUCUUCCUCCUCGGACAAAUAGAGAUGGGUGGUGUGAGAUUUUGGGAAGACGAUGGUUGGCUGGGGUUUUGUUCGAUAGUAUACUAUAGCGAUAUGAGUAAUGAUAUUAUAGAUACCCUAUUGAACUGCGGUUGAGUCCUGUGAAGCAUGUAGAAGAAGAGUAUGUCUAU